CUCUUUUCUCUCUCCAUUUUCAAACUCAACAACAACAUCAAAAGCAUCAACCUUCUUCAUUCAUACCUCAUUUCUUGAGCAUGUCUUUCAGUUUCACUGACCUACUUUCUAACAGCAAUAGCUUAACCCUGGAUGAUGAUCCUUUUGGACUUGAAUUUGCUAACACUUUCAAACAACUUCAACCUCUCCCUUCUUAUUCUGAGUUCCCACCUGGUUUUGCUCCAACAACACAGUCAUUGAACUCACCCCUCUUGUUUUCUUCUCUAAAUGUUCCUGCAUCUUACUCAACUGAGUCAUCUUCCAGCAUGAACUUCAACAUGAGAAACAGUUCAACUGUGGACCAGCUAGGAAACAAGGAGGAAGAGAGAAACUACUCUGACUUCUCUUUCCUAACAAAAGCAAACCACGUGCCUCUCUUUCAAUCUUCCACAAGCAUGUUUCAAGUGGAGCCAUUAAAGAAACAGGACACAAUGAUAUUCAAUGAAGCUGCAAAGCAAACAGAUUUCUCAUCUGAGAGGACAGAAACAAAAUCUGAAUAUGCAACAACUCAGGGCUUCUCCACAGAAGUUGUCUCAAUCAAACCUGAAAUACAAAGCAAUUCUACUUCUGGGUCUGUUCAAUUUAACUCCAACAAUGCUUUUAAGUCCAUUAGAAAACAAGGAAAAUCAGAAGAUGGGUACAAUUGGAGGAAGUAUGGAGAGAAACAAGUGAAAGGAAGUGAGAAUCCACGCAGUUAUUACAAGUGCACUUAUCCAAAUUGUCCAACAAAGAAGAAAGUUGAGAGGUCUUUGGAGGGACAUGUUACCGAAAUAGUAUACAGGGGAAGUCACAAUCAUCCUAAGCCACAUAAUAGAAAAAAUGGCUCUCAAUCAAUGCAUCAAACUUCUUCAUCCUGUACCAUCUCUGGGAUUUCAGAUCAGUCUAUGGGAGAGGAAGACUUUGAGCAAACAUCACAAACUAGUUGCUCUGGAGGUGUUGAUGAUGAUGACUUUGGUCAUGAGGCCAAAAGAUGGAAAGGAGAGAAUGAAAAUGAUGACUAUUCUAAUUCCUCAGCUGGGAGUAGAACUGUUAAGGAACCUAGAGUUGUGGUUCAAACCACAAGUGAAAUUGACAUACUAGAUGAUGGAUAUAGGUCGAGGAAAUAUGGACGGAAAGUGGUCAAAGGAAACCCAAACCCAAGGAGUUACUACAAAUGCGUUGCCCCAGGUUGUCCAGUGAGAAAACAUGUUGAGAGAGCUGCAAAUGACAUGAAAGCUGUGCUAACAACCUAUGAAGGGAAACAUAACCAUGAUGUUCCUUUAGGACGAGGAAAUGCAAGCUAUUAUAGAGCUUCUCUAAACAACAACACCAGCAAUGUAACAGCACCUGCCCCAAUAAGGCCUUCAGCAGUGAAUAAUUAUUCUAACUCAGUAAAUUUCAUCAAUUCACUCCCAGACACAAAGCUCUCAGCAUCUGCAAAUCAAGAAGCUGUUCCGAUGGACAUGUUGCUGAGCCCUGGAAGCCUAGGAUUUUCGUCUAAUGACUCAUUCCUUCAGUCUUUUUUUUCAAAGAACUUCUAAAUUUGGAAGUGGACACUUGAACCUUACACGUGAUAAUAUUGCUGAUAUAGUGUUUGUGUAUAGCAUAUAGGAAUAGAAUAAGAAAAUCAUGGGAAUCUACUAAUUUAGUGUACUAAGAUUAGAGACUAGAACUGCAGUAAAGCUUGACAAAAGUUAGGCCUUAUUUCAACUUUCAAUUUAGUAAUAGGAGACACAGAAAACGUGUUGACUUUGAAUUCCAUUAUUCUUUUGUUGCUUCUGUUUUAUAACGAAUAAAAGGUUUCUUUUG
Molecule: messenger RNA, 1827 nt
Organism: Vigna umbellata (rice bean)
Lineage: Eukaryota; Viridiplantae; Streptophyta; Magnoliopsida; Fabales; Fabaceae
Product: WRKY transcription factor WRKY24-like
Biological process (GO): regulation of DNA-templated transcription
Molecular function (GO): sequence-specific DNA binding; DNA-binding transcription factor activity
Source: RefSeq, a predicted model, not a curated record